Uncinocarpus reesii 1704 is the source of this 2337-nucleotide messenger RNA. RefSeq lists its product as uncharacterized. The transcript has 6 exons. Gene Ontology annotation, molecular function: guanyl-nucleotide exchange factor activity. The record is from RefSeq and is a predicted model, not a curated record. NCBI's taxonomy places the organism in Eukaryota, Fungi, Ascomycota, Eurotiomycetes, Onygenales, Onygenaceae. Bases 1 to 2337 code for a protein of 778 amino acids.
AUGGAUAAUUAUCCAGAUGAUACCUUUCUCGAAGCCCUUGAAGAGAUCCCCCCUGAAACCGAAAGUCCAGCGGCUACGCUUACACAGUCACGAGCCAACCUCAGAUUCUCGCAAUGGAUUAAAACCGUUCGCGGCAGCAAACCAAAUCUUGUUCAAGGCCCCUCGCGCUAUGUGGCUGAUUGGCCAGAAGACGAGGAUUUGGACGACAGUAGUCACACGGUUCCUCAAGAGCGACUCAAUCGUGACGAUGCUUCUAUCGUGUCGUCCUCUUCCUUUCUUCACAGCGUGAAAACUGCAAGCAUGAGCCUUGCAAGUUUGAGCAUUGUCAAUCGACGCAGAUCAAACACCCAGACAAGUAGCCACCAUCGCAGCAGCACGUUCUCCGGGUCCGACCCUCGAAGGUCGAUUGAUAGCAAUAAGCUGGGAUCGACGCUCUCCCUGGAUGAAUCGGCAUGGACCUUUGCCAUUCAAAGAUUCCAGAUAAUUCAAGAACUAAUCGACACGGAAGCAUCGUACAUUUCAACACUCAAAAAUUUAUCACAGGGGCUUUCGCUCGUUCUUAUUGCGCCGUCCGGUGUCCACCAGAGCAUUGAUAAGCUCAUUACUUUCCAUGGACGGUUACUAGGAGGCUUGCGAAAUAGCUCAGCCGCUUUUUUCAGCACCAACCUCCUUGCAAAGGAACGGGUCCGUCGGACGAAACAAGAGAAUGAAAACAAUGCAAAUCAAUCCACCAUACGAGCCCGUAGCUCAUUCUUAGCUCCUGGGAAGCCGCGUGAACAACCAAGGCCACGUAGUCGGUCCUCGACAAUUGUUGCGGUGGCACCGAAAGCUGCAUCAGCGAUAGCACGCACCCUUCUGGCACAUCUACCCGGCUUUUAUGUUUAUAAAGAGUAUCUUGCGAAGUAUCCAUUGUUGCAAGGCGAAAUCGAUCACUUGAGGCAAUCAAAAGAAAAUUGGCAAGCGUAUGAUCAAGGUCUUGAAGCGCUGCUCCGCGCCGUCCAGCCGUUUAACUUGCGCGAGAAGCACGCCAAUCAUGCCCGGACUAUCAGCGAUCUUCUGAUACAGCCGGUGCAAAGACUUUGCAAGUACCAACUCUUUCUGAAAGAUUUAAUGAGAUGUACCCCUGAAACUCAAUGCACUAUGACAUACGAAGCACUUAAAUUGGCAUUUGAUGAAAUGGGAAAAGUUACAAAAGAAGUAAACAGCGGUUCUGCUGACCCCAUCGCCAUGGAUCGCGUCCGAAAGACGCUGGAGCUCCAGAAAAAGUUGGAAUUUCCUUCAAACCAGGAAUAUUGUGAUGUUCUUAAACAGUACGGGCCUAUCAAAGUUUGCGGGGUACUGCACAUUGCGUAUCAAACCGGGGAAGCAGUAACCGGCAGCUAUAUGAUGUGUUUGCAUUGCUCUGGAACCCCCUAUUCGUGGAAGCUCGUAUUCACUUUCCAGCAAAAUCUCGUCGAAUUGGUUUUCAGUGCCUGCUCAGAAAAGGAAGAAACCGAAUGGGUCCGGCAUUUACUAUUACAAAUUGCACCUGAACAAGAAGCGCAGCCGGAAGCCGCCGCAGAGCCAGUGGGAGAGUCAGUUAUUUACUUUACAUUAAACCCGUUGCAAGCUGUUGUACUCGAUGAUCGCUUGCUCAACGUUGCGCGUCGUUCCUCGGUUCACGGGACUCUGGUGACAGUUGCAAACCCAGAUUACUUGCGUAUCCAUAUCAAAGGCACUGCGGCCUUUCCUACCCCAAACCAACCCACGUGUCCGCCUCUGGGGAGAUCCCAGUCUGUGCAGAAUCCGCGGCGCGACGUCGUUCUGGCACCGAAGAGACAGAAACGAAUCAAAAUGGAGAAACGUCUGGCCGAUAUUUGGACUCGUGACAUUAUCCCGUAUCCUGGUAUGCCGCUGGAAUCCUUUAUGCGAACGUCGACCGAUGUCUUGAUGGGAAAGUUUACGAGCUUGCCGCCAUUUGCUCGACGCACCAAUAGCAACCGCACGUCAACAAGGACCAAGAGUGUUGAGCAAUUUAGCAUUCCAAAAUAUGACUUGAUCAAAGGGGAUAUUGAAGAUGACGAAAUCGAUCCUUGUCCUUCCAAAGAGUCCGAUCAAAACGAAGACGAGGAUAAAAUUGACCUCAAGAGCGCAAUGAUAGAGGCGUCUAACAACCAGCGCCGCGGAUUUAUGUCUCUUCGCAAAAAGCACUCGAACUUGAUUCCGCGCGCCAUGGGUGAGGCUCCAAACGAAAUUAAAGUCAAGGGAAGCAAGCAAAGCCUUCGUAAACGCCUCAGUGUGGCUCUGUUUAAGUCCAACUCCCCCAAGUCUCGCCGCUUCAACUCGGUGGAAGUGUGA